AUGACUUUGUUCCCCACCAAGUUUGAAAAUGGGAAGAUUGAGUACAAGAUAAGGUACAAGGGGAGAUCAAGGCCAUUCUCUAGAGCCAAGGCCUUGGUGACUUCAGAACAGUCCAGGGACCCAACCAAGCUAAAGGAGCUUCUGUCUCAAGUCCUCACUAUCACCCUUGAUGGGUCAAGAGAGCCAGCUCGACCACAACUCGACCGAGGUAAGUUUUUGAAUUUCAAAUUCAUAACCGUUUUCUUGGUCAAGGCUCGAUUUCCCAUUGCCCCUCAUGGAGUCAAUCAACCACCAUCACCACCAUCAUCACCACCACCCAGUGGUAUGUCAAUUCCAUAUCAAGAGAGAAGCUUGCUGAGUUCAAUCAGUUUGUCCAAACUCUUCCAGCCAGCAUGUCUUUCAAACAAGCUUGGCGCCACUACCCAUUCACCACCUUUCUUCCACAACUGCAAGGAGACACCUGAGGACAUAAAAGAGCUUUUUGAGAAAGCUAAAGUUCAGCCAACCUUCAAGACCCUCUACAAGAUUGAAGACCCAGGUCAAUUCUCUAUUCCCUGUCAAGUAAAUGGUCAUUACUUUGAUAGAACACUAUGCGAUUCUGGCUCUUGCAUAAACCUCAUGCCAACCCAAACCGCCAAACUCCUUGGCAUCACACGCUUGCAACCUGCUCAAAUUAGUAUUGGACUUGCUAACCAUACUAUAGCCAAGCCAAGAGGAGUUGUUGUUGAUGUUCUUCUAGAGAUUGGAGAUAUCAAGAUCCCGGUGGACUUUCAUGUCAUAAACAUUCAAGGAGGAUGUGACACACCAUUGAUACUAGGCCGACCCUUUUUGGCCACUGCUGGAGCUGUCAUGGACCUUCCAAACCGGCGAAUGUCCUUAGCCAAUGUUGACAAGACAGUCUUUUACAAGACCAUACCAUUCAUCUCACCAAACAAGCUGUCUUACCUCAUCACUGCCCAAGGCCGCCCAAGAGAGCCACCAGACCACACUCAAGGUCACAAUGAGACAAGAACUAAAAGACUAUGUCUCAGGCCGUGCCCUUACCCCAUCUCCAACUAA
Microthlaspi erraticum is the source of this 1059-nucleotide messenger RNA. Lineage: Eukaryota; Viridiplantae; Streptophyta; Magnoliopsida; Brassicales; Brassicaceae. The record is from the annotation of a GenBank genome assembly.